Molecule: messenger RNA, 363 nt
Organism: Ustilago hordei
Lineage: Eukaryota; Fungi; Basidiomycota; Ustilaginomycetes; Ustilaginales; Ustilaginaceae
Exons: 1
Coding region: 1-363 (120 amino acids)
Source: RefSeq, a predicted model, not a curated record
AUGACCAAUAGUCGCACCAGAGCUCGUUGGCAGGGUGUUGGUCUUGGAAGGCUGAAACUGUGGCGAAGCUCGCACAAGUUAUCAACCGACUCUCAUCGCACGAUCCUGACCAAGAAUAAACGGCUGUUGUUGUUGGCUGAGCCGAUGGGGCGGUCGUUUAUUUUGCGAGUAUGCUUGAUGGCAUACCCAAUAGAACGAGUGCCACAUGAUCCACAUCUUGCCUCAGAGAAGCUGCUGGAUGUACUUAUCCUAGAGGGAGCAGGUAUAUCCCUUGCCGGUCGUCUUUCGGGCUUCUAUCACCUUCCACACUGCAAUUCUGCCAUCGAAAUGCUUAGUCUUUUUGAGCACCUGUCCGAGCCAUGA